UCAGAGGCAGGAUCUAAUAAACGAGAAAUGAAAUUACAGAGUCUCUAAAUGAAAUGGGAACUCACCAAACGUCUGCGCUUCAAAGGCAAUAUCAUGUUGGCCACGACUGAGAUACCAUUUGCCAUUGCUGUAGCCGCCCUGUGGAAUUGGCUCAGCAUCCGGAGUGACUUUUCGACAUCGGUUGGUAGUAAAACAUACCGCAAUGCAACUAUCCCCAUUUGGCUUACGACUACCUUCACACCAGACCUGUUUGUUCGUUUCUGGAUCAUAAUCUGAGGUGUGAUAGGAGUUGCUAUCGAUAGAAAUCGUCCAUUUCUCGAUACGCCAUUCAGCAUCCGUGAAUUGGAGCUUCCUGUUAACGGAUACCUUUGUCCAAUCAGUAUACACGAGAUUCUGGCAGGGGGGAUUCGGGGGUGGCUUAGGCUGUUCGGAAGGUGG
Molecule: messenger RNA, 438 nt
Organism: Cantharellus anzutake
Lineage: Eukaryota; Fungi; Basidiomycota; Agaricomycetes; Cantharellales; Hydnaceae
Exons: 2
Coding region: 49-276 (75 amino acids)
Source: RefSeq, a predicted model, not a curated record